Prorocentrum cordatum is the source of this 747-nucleotide messenger RNA. The record is from the annotation of a GenBank genome assembly. NCBI's taxonomy places the organism in Eukaryota, Dinophyceae, Prorocentrales, Prorocentraceae.
CACGACCUGCUGCCCGCGCGCGGCACGGAAAUUGGCGCGAAGCCUCCCGUCCUGCUGGCUUUACGACGCGAUCACGCCUGGGCCGCUUCCCUCGCUGGUAGAAUCGCUGCUGCCCCGGCGUCUGGCUCCUGUACCGCGCGCAGGAGGCACGCGCACACCACCGUGGCCGGCCAGGGCCACAACCUGGGCCCUGGCGUGGCGUGCGCGCCCGCCUGGCCGAGGCAAGCAGGGUCUGCACGCCGUCCUGGGGCCCGCGGAGGCUCUGGCCAGGCAUCGCGGCGAUGCACAGAUGCCUUCUUCGGAGGCGCGCAGACAUGGAUCAGCGAUCCAUGGAUCUGGCGCGCGGUCGCCUCAUCCAUGGAUCGGGAGAGGUGCCCUCCUCAAAAGGCGGCCGGUGCCGCCUCGCUCAGCGGCGGAAAUCCAGGAUUUCCCAUGGAAGCGGGACCCGUCGCCAGUCCACGCCGCCUCAAUCCAUAUGUGCGAUCGCCUGCCUCCUGCAGAUGAGAGGCACGAGAAAACAGCAUGCACCGCGGGGCGGGCACCGAGCCCGCCGCCCCGAGGGCGCGCGCGCCCCGGCGGCCGAGCUCGCAGAGGGCGUGGCGCCCCCUUCGGCGCCGGCGCCUCUCUCACUGUAAGUGCGCGAGCGGGGGCCGCGGCGGCAAGGCUGGCACCAGGGAUGGACAGACCUCCCUUCGGUAAAUCGGGAGCGGCCAAGAGGGGAGUGUCCAAGAGGGGGGGGUGCAAAUC